CACACACGCAAUUAGGGUGGAAGAAAGUGAAAAUUGGUUCAGUUUUCUCGUCUACUUCUGGUUAUUUCGCUUCCCGUGCACUACCGAAAACUACCGAGUCGAACGAAGAAUCUUUCCUCUAGAAUCUAGAACGUAGAAAUCCGGCAUCUCGUACUUAACGCACGCAGUUUACGCCCAUCACAAAUUUGGACAGCUUCAAGCACCACUAAUCUGGGAGUGCAAAUAUUUUGUUGAUUUUAAGGUUGUGUACAACAACAAACGCACCUUCCCCGCCGAACCUUGAGCAAGGUGAAGUGCAACAAGUUGUCCACGGACUGCGACGCUCCUGACUGAGGAUCUGGUCUGUGUAAAAAUAGCAUUUUCGUUCCCUCUCCGGUAGCGGCCCGCGUCUACGCAGUGCUAGGCACGCCACGACUCUAUCGUCAACGGCGACUACGAUUCGCGCGUUCUAGCUGUUUGCUCGUCGUCACAACCAAAACAACCGCGCGGUAACGUAGCAAGCGACACUAGGAACCGUGUGUGCGAACGGCCGUGCGUGUGCAUCGAGAGACGUGGUCGAAUUCGCUGCUUCGGGGUGUUCGGUCGAUUCGUGCUCAAGGCAGUCGGAAAAAUUCCGCUGUGGCAAGUGGUACUUCGACGUAGUAUUAUGGUGGGACAGCGCAAGUUUCAACUGAGCGAAGUGGCCGCCCUCCAGCGGGACCACGUCAAGAUUCGCGACCCGGCCAAGGUGGAGCUGAUGCUGAACGAACUGGUUAACGGUGGCACGGAGAAGCUGCAGGUGGUGACAGACUUCGAUUACACAAUCACCAAGCAGCGUCUUAGCAACGGCGAGAAGGUGCUGACCAGCUUCGGCAUGUUCAACGAGUGCAAAUCGAUCCCGGCGGAUGUGAUUCUGGAGCAGCGCAACCUGUACCACAAGUACCGCCCAAUCGAAAUCGAUCCCCACAUGGAGCACGAGGAAAAAGUGGGGUACAUGAUCGAAUGGUGGUCGAAAACGGGUGACCUACUAAAAGGCUUUCAACUGCCCCAGGAAGAUAUUGACGAAGUGGCGGGACGAUAUAAGGAUGGUCUUCGGGACGGUACGCACGACAUGUUUAAGGAACUGCACGAGCACAACGUACCGUGUCUGGUGUUCUCCGCUGGCCUCGGUAACUGUGUACUUUCUGUACUUAAACAUGCGAAUGUGAUGUAUCCAAAUGUUAAGGUUAUAUCAAAUUUUCUACAGUUUAGUGAUAAUGGUAUGCUAAACGGACUGCAGGAUCGUAUGAUUCAUACGUUCAACAAAAAUGAAACAGUUCUCGAGGGAACUGAGUACUACGACAUCGUGCACUCGCGGGAUCACGUUAUCGUGAUGGGCGACUCGCUGGGAGAUGCCGGCAUGGCCAGUGGUGUUCCGUCGUCGUCGCACAUUCUCAAGAUAGGAUUUCUUUUCGACCACCCUGAACUAAACCUACCCCGCUACAUGGAUGCAUUCGAUAUCGUGCUGAUCGACGAUCAGACGAUGGACAUACCACGGGCGAUCGUCGAAAUGGUGAAGAAACAGUCACAUCUGUAAGAUGUAGGCGCUAAAAUGUACAAUCUACGGAAAAUUUCGUACGAUUAAAUCGUACGGCUUGGAGCCAUCACAUUGAUCGAGGGACUCACCCCUACCCACAUGGCUUAGGAACUUAAACAUUAUUCAGCGUUACUUGACUGCCGGAAAGAAGCUUUCUCAGCGUUUACUACGGACUUCCUACCUACUCAGGCUGGUAUCCGUGUAGGGAUCGUGUUAGUUUUUUUUUUUUGGUAGUGUCUCAUUUUGAUUUAAAAUUAACUCCGUUGACUAACCGUUUCAUCGAUUUCCUUAAUGAAUUCAAUACAGAUGCGCUCGAAAAAUAGAUGUACUCUUGCAAUUAAUUCGAGUACUUCUGUACGCACAGAUUAUCCUUUUGAAAUAUAAAUUAAUACCCAGGAGUGAA
Messenger RNA from Anopheles coustani, 1958 nucleotides. RefSeq names its product 7-methylguanosine phosphate-specific 5'-nucleotidase (gene cN-IIIB). The record is from RefSeq and is a predicted model, not a curated record. Lineage: Eukaryota; Metazoa; Arthropoda; Insecta; Diptera; Culicidae. Gene Ontology annotation, molecular function: lipase activity; 5'-nucleotidase activity; magnesium ion binding. The transcript has 4 exons. Gene Ontology annotation, cellular component: cytoplasm. Bases 647 to 1555 code for a protein of 302 amino acids. Gene Ontology annotation, biological process: lipid metabolic process.